This is a messenger RNA of Nylanderia fulva, 799 nucleotides long. RefSeq lists its product as uncharacterized. The record is from RefSeq and is a predicted model, not a curated record. NCBI's taxonomy places the organism in Eukaryota, Metazoa, Arthropoda, Insecta, Hymenoptera, Formicidae.
AAUCGCCCGAGGAUACGACACACUCGCUCAUCCCCUAAUCUCGAAGCUGCCAGCCCGAAGCCGCCAAUCCGCGCGCUUAGUCUUCCGCGUCUUUGGACAUCAACCCGAAAUGCUUGGCCGAGCGGGAAUCGCAAAGGGGAAAAUGUUCGGCGGUUAGACGGAGUUGAAGAGAGAUGCACCUGCAGCAUCCUACUUUUGACUCUACGAGGUGACAAAUCGAGAAGAAAAGAUACAAAGAUGCCGGUCGGUGGACGAGUCGCUGGUAAAGUCGGGAUAUACAGCUCCCACUACAAUGGUAAUAUGGAUGUGGAUAUCGUUCUAUUAGGAAAAGGCUACAGCGGCUUAAAUGAGGAGAUCAUAUGGAUCAGCAUAGGCAUGGGGAUCACCAUAGCGAUCCUGAUCACCAUAGCAUUAUGCUACAUCGCCCGUGAAAAGUGUCGCAAGCGUCACGAAGGAUAUUGCACGUCCUGACGUAUGUUUCCGCCGCCUUCAUGGGCAUCCUGGUCAUUUAGCCCGACGACACCAGGAAUACUAUUCAGUCCAACCACGUCGAGAGGCAAGCCGCGGGCUUACUACAUCACCGUGUGAAUUCUUACAUACUCCGGAAACAAAGGGGGAGCCUCUGAAAGUCACAGAAUAUGACGAAAUGGAUGCAAAGUAUAUUCUGCAUCAACACAGAAGCUAUGUGGAAACAAAUUUAUACGCGCGUCAAACUUGAAAAUCUUUAAUUAUAUCUCCUCUCCGAAAAAGAGAGUUUCUCUGAUUAAAUAUUUACUACAACAAAAAUAUUAAUAUCUAU